AUGUCAUCCCAAUACAAACCAACACGAGAAGAAGCGACCACCCCUUCGACUUCAUCCUAUCUCUCUUCCUCAUCCCCACGCUCCAAAAGCUCGGGCUCAUCUGAAAAGGCAAGAGAAGGAGACCCAUCAAAACCAGAAGACUUCAUCUCGGUAAUGUCGCACAAAACUCCAUCCAAAUUCACCGACCCUUGCGCACAUGCUGCAAAACUCUCCAUGAAGUGUCUCGAUGAUAACGCUUACGAUAGGAGCAAAUGCGGAGAUAUUUUCAAACAGUAUAGGGAAUGCAAGAAAGCUUGGAUUAACCAGAGGAGACAGGAUCGCUUCAACAAUCGUCCUGGAGCUUUUGACUAA
Ustilago hordei is the source of this 351-nucleotide messenger RNA. RefSeq lists its product as uncharacterized. The record is from RefSeq and is a predicted model, not a curated record. NCBI's taxonomy places the organism in Eukaryota, Fungi, Basidiomycota, Ustilaginomycetes, Ustilaginales, Ustilaginaceae. Bases 1 to 351 code for a protein of 116 amino acids. The transcript has a single exon.